Molecule: messenger RNA, 804 nt
Organism: Trichoderma asperellum CBS 433.97
Lineage: Eukaryota; Fungi; Ascomycota; Sordariomycetes; Hypocreales; Hypocreaceae
Source: RefSeq, a predicted model, not a curated record
AUGGGCCGCCACACACUGGAAUACCCCAAAACCGGCGACAACACCGUGCGCCGCCACAACGAGCGCGCCAGCUACGCCCUCGAGACCAUCCACCGCCUCAUCAACUCCUCCCAGAUCGUCAACGUGGCCUUCACCAACCCUGAAUCCCCCUUCCCCGUCGUGCUCCCCAUGAUCGGCCAGAUGGGCUCCUUCGACCGUCCCAGCGCGGACAUUGGCGACCCCCUGGACCUGUACAUCCACGGCUACGUCUCCGCGCGCAUGUUCAACGUCACUCGCACCGCGGAGAAGAAGGAGGAGGGCCAGACGGAAGAGGAGAAGAAGGGCCUUCCCGUGACAAUCUCCGCCUCGCACGUCGAUGCCCUCAUCCUCGCCACCUCGGGCUUCAACCACUCCUACAACUACCGCUCCGUCGUGCUCUUCGGCUACGCCACCUUGGUCGAGGACGAAGAGGAGAAGAAGUACGCCCUGGAGCUCAUCACAAACGGCCUCGUCCCGGAGCGCUGGCAGAAAACCCGCCAGCCUCCCACGAAGGCUGAGAUGACGAGCACAAGCGUCCUCAAGGUGAGGAUCACCUCGGGAAGCGCAAAGAUUCGCGAUGGCGGUGUCUUGGAUGACAAGCAUGACCUGCAGAACGAGGAGGCGCAGAACUCGGUGUGGACGGGUGUUUUGCCUAUUUACUCCACCGUCGGAGAGCCCAUUCCCACGUCAUAUAACAAGGUGGAGGUUCCAUCAAAUGUGUCCGACUUCGUCAAGGAUUACAAUGCUGAGAACAAGGAGUAUGCUCUCACGGCUGCAAAGAAAUAG